AUGUCGUUGAAGGGUCUGAUUCAGGAGAUGAGAGGAGAGCUGGGGAGUAUCUCGAGGAAAGGAUUCGGGUAUGGGAGGACGAGGUCUCAGCGAGUGGUGCAGGACACGUGUGUUCCCGUGGAUGCUUUUAAGCAGAGCUGUUGGGCAAGUAUGCCUCCGGAGCUCCUCAGGGACGUUCUGAUGAGGAUCGAGGCGUCCGAGCACACUUGGCCUUGUCGCAAGAAUGUGGUUGCCUGCGCGGGUGUUUGCAGGAACUGGCGAGAAAUCGUCAAAGAGAUCGUCAAAGUUCCUGAAGUUUCCAGCAAAUUGACUUUUCCAAUCUCCCUCAAACAGCCUGGGCCAAGGGGAUCACUUGUGCAGUGCUAUAUCAUGAGAAACCGCAGCAAUCAGACUUACUAUCUCUACCUCGGCCUCAACCAAGCUGCUUCAAAUGACGACGGAAAGUUCCUUCUUGCUGCAAAGAGGUUUCGGAGGCCAACUUGCACUGACUACAUCAUCUCCUUGAACUCUGAGGAUGUCUCCAGAGGAUGCAACACCUAUAUCGGAAAGCUAAGAUCCAACUUCCUGGGGACCAAGUUCACUGUCUAUGAUGCUCAGGCCACGAAUCCUGGAGCUCAGGUCACCAGAACCCGUUCAAGCAGACUUCUCAGUUUGAAACAAGUGAGCCCGCGAGUUCCCUCUGGCAACUUUCCUGUUGCACAUAUCUCUUAUGAGCUUAACGUCUUGGGUUCCAGAGGACCGAGGAGGAUGCAUUGUGUAAUGGAUGCCAUCCCUGCAUCUGCAGUAGAACCCGGAGGAACAGCUCCGACUCAGACGGAACUUAUCCACAGCAAUCUCGAGAAUUUCCCGUCCUUCUCCUUCUUCAGGUCCAAGUCAAUCCGCUCGGAGAGUCUCCCUUCUUCCCACAAGGAAGGACUGCUUGUCCUGAAGAACAAGGCCCCCAGAUGGCACGAACAGCUCCAGUGCUGGUGCCUCAACUUCAACGGGAGAGUCACUGUUGCCUCCGUCAAGAACUUCCAGCUCGUAGCUGCUCCAGAGAAUGGACCAGCUGGACCGGAGCACGAGAACGUGAUUCUACAGUUUGGGAAAGUCGGGAAAGAUGUCUUCACAAUGGACUACCAGUACCCAAUCUCUGCCUUCCAAGCCUUCACCAUUUGCCUUAGCAGUUUCGACACCAAGAUAGCAUGUGAAUGA
This is a messenger RNA of Microthlaspi erraticum, 1194 nucleotides long. Lineage: Eukaryota; Viridiplantae; Streptophyta; Magnoliopsida; Brassicales; Brassicaceae. The record is from the annotation of a GenBank genome assembly.